Pleuronectes platessa (European plaice) is the source of this 1581-nucleotide messenger RNA. It is a transcript of the gene celf4, whose product is annotated as CUGBP, Elav-like family member 4. Gene Ontology annotation, molecular function: mRNA binding. Lineage: Eukaryota; Metazoa; Chordata; Actinopteri; Pleuronectiformes; Pleuronectidae. Gene Ontology annotation, biological process: mRNA splice site recognition; regulation of alternative mRNA splicing, via spliceosome. Gene Ontology annotation, cellular component: ribonucleoprotein complex; nucleus; cytoplasm. The transcript has 13 exons. Bases 1 to 1581 code for a protein of 526 amino acids. The record is from RefSeq and is a predicted model, not a curated record.
AUGGCAACUUUAACCAACGGGCAGGUGGACGGCUCGCUGCACGGUGUCGGAGUCGGUGUGGUCUCCGCCAACACGAACGGGCUCGUGAACGGAUUAAGCCACAGCCACAGCCCGGCGGGCUGUCCGGCCACCAUCCCCAUGAAGGACCACGAUGCCAUCAAACUCUUCAUCGGUCAGAUCCCCCGCAACCUGGACGAGAAGGACCUGCGGCCCCUCUUCGAGGAGUUCGGCAAGAUCUACGAGCUCACCGUGCUCAAGGACCGAUUCACGGGCAUGCACAAAGGCUGUGCCUUCCUCACCUACUGUGCCAGAGAGUCGGCCCUGAAAGCCCAGAAUGCAUUGCACGAGCAGAAGACCCUGCCAGGGAUGAACAGACCGAUCCAGGUGAAGCCAGCAGACAGUGAGAGCAGAGGAGAAGACAGAAAGCUCUUUGUGGGCAUGCUCAACAAGCAGCAGUCAGAGGACGACGUGCGGCGCCUGUUCGAGGCCUUCGGCGGCAUCGAGGAAUGCACCAUCCUCAGAGGUCCCGACGGAAACAGCAAAGGUUGUGCGUUUGUAAAAUACUCCUCUCACGCCGAAGCUCAGGCAGCCAUCAGUGCGCUACACGGGAGCCAGACAAUGCCUGGGGCCUCAUCCAGCCUGGUGGUAAAGUUCGCCGACACGGAUAAGGAGCGCACCAUUCGCCGCAUGCAGCAGAUGGCUGGUCAGAUGGGCAUCUUCAACCCUAUGGCCCUGCAGUUUGGAGCCUACGGAGCCUACGCUCAGGUGCAGCAGCAGGCAGCAUUGAUGGCGACUGUAGGCCAGGGAGGCUACCUCAGUCCAAUGGCAGCCUUCGCUGCUGCUCAGAUGCAGCACAUGGCGACCAUGAAUGGCCUCCCAGGAGGACCGAUGACCCCCACGUCAGGUGGCAGCACUCCUCCAGGCAUCAGCGCCCCCACAGUGACCAGCAUUUCCUCCCCCAUUAGUGUAAAUGGUUUUACUGGCAUGCCACCCCCGCAGGCCAACGGGCAGCCCCCUGCAGAGGCUGUCUUCACCAAUGGGAUACACCAUUACCCCGUGUUGCAGGAGAUGGUUUUUAGGGAGGACUCGGAGAAAAACGGCUUGGGCGUGGCUCCGCGAAGUUGUUUUGGGGUUCAGGGUGGCUGCUUCCUCUCCUCUCUCUCUGAAGCUCAAAGUCCCACUGCAGCUGAUCCUCUCCAGCAGGCUUACACAGGAGUCCAGCAGUAUGCAGCCUACCCCGCUGCAUAUGGCCAGAUCAGCCAAGCCUUCCCCCACCCUCCACCCAUCAUUCCACAGCAGCAACGAGAAGGACCAGAGGGUUGCAACCUGUUCAUCUACCACCUCCCUCAGGAGUUUGGGGAUGGAGAGCUGAUGCAGAUGUUCCUGCCUUUCGGUAAUGUCAUCUCCUCCAAAGUGUUUGUGGAUCGGGCGACAAACCAAAGUAAAUGCUUUGGGUUCGUGAGCUUCGACAACCCAGGUAGUGCCCAAGCUGCCAUCCAGUCCAUGAACGGCUUCCAGAUCGGCAUGAAAAGGCUCAAGGUGCAGCUGAAGAGGCCAAAGGAUGCCAACCGCCCCUACUAG